Molecule: messenger RNA, 1035 nt
Organism: Cetraspora pellucida
Lineage: Eukaryota; Fungi; Glomeromycota; Glomeromycetes; Diversisporales; Gigasporaceae
Source: the annotation of a GenBank genome assembly
AUGUCAAUAGAAAAUAAUGUUGAAAAAAGUGUGUGUGAUCUUUCAAAUAAUGAUAACAUUAACCUUUCAGAAAUAUUUAAUUUUCAAUUCGAAAGCAAGGAACAGAUUGAUAAUUUAAAAGAAUCGAAAGAACUUGACUGUAAUGCGUCGAAUCAAAGCGAUGUCCAAACUGAUGAAGUAUCCACCAGACAAACUUGUAUACUAAAAAACGAUUACGAUGGAUGGUUUCAUUCAUCAAUACAAACAAAUAAAUUACUUACCCAAAAGCUUGGACCAAAUCGAUUAAAGCAAUCAAUUGAAUAUUAUUAUUUUCAUAAAAAUUAUAAAGAAGCAUUAAGAUUAUCUCUCGAGUACAUUGACUUUGUUGAAAGCUGUAACAAUAAAGAAAAUAAUGAAUUGAAUCCAAAUAGAUUAACUAGUACGCGUGAAAUGUUGGAAAUCGCGGCUCGUAGUGCUUCAAAAUUGGGAGAUAUCGAACUUGCAGUAAAAUGUGUUGACAAAUUGUCAUCUAAUGAACCUGGACACAUGAGUUUUAAAGGAAUGAUUUAUGCUAAAGGAAGGCGUUUUUCAGAUUCCAUAAAAUGCUAUAUAAAAUAUGAUCAAAUGCGUAAGAAUGAUUAUAAUACGUGGAAGGAAAUAGGAAACACACUACUUUCUUGUCAUUUUCAAAAAACUUUAUCAUUACAAUCGUCAAAUUUUCAGAGUUAUUCACCUACAAUCACAAAUACGUUUAUUACACAAAUGGCACUUUUAGCACUUCACCGAUCUCUUAAAAUAAUGACAACCUCAAAGUGGAAAACUUCUAUUCCUUUUGUAAAUUCACGUUAUAUCCGAGAAAAAAAUCAUAUCGAAGAAUCGAUAAAAUUAUUGGAACAUAUAGAUGCACAAGAAGCCUUCUCAUGGCUAGAAAGACACGGAGAAGGUGAAACCUUUGGGUUGGAUGUGGAUAUCAUCAGAUGGAUAUUAAUGGAAUGUAAGACCAAUGUUAGUGAAGUUGUAGAGGUGGAUAAAGAACGAUCAGUGAAUCAGUUGUAA